Molecule: messenger RNA, 2286 nt
Organism: Osmia bicornis bicornis
Lineage: Eukaryota; Metazoa; Arthropoda; Insecta; Hymenoptera; Megachilidae
Product: cytochrome P450 6a2-like
Exons: 6
Coding region: 134-1639 (501 amino acids)
Molecular function (GO): monooxygenase activity; oxidoreductase activity, acting on paired donors, with incorporation or reduction of molecular oxygen; iron ion binding
Source: RefSeq, a predicted model, not a curated record
AGGAUGAUACAGUUAGUUGCCUUCAAGCCACACUGGAGAAGAUGUUACGGUAACUUGGAUGCCUCGUGUGAAAUUAUCAAGAGAUUCGAGAGUUCGUUACCAUUUAACAAGCAGCCAUUGAACAUCAACGAAAAUGCUGGGCUACUUCGAAAUUUUGUGCGGCAUCGCCGCAUUACUUUUUGCCUUUUAUUAUUAUUCCACUGCCAAUUUUAAUUACUGGAAGGACCGGGGAGUAGUUGGACCGAAGCCUUUGCCAUUUUUUGGUAAUACCAAGGACCUUAUGUUCCCAAUCGUUUCAGUGCCAGAAUUCAGCAGAGAUAUUUAUCUGAAAUAUAAAGGCGAACGAAUGGUUGGAUUAUUCAUGCAAAGAUCUCCUGUUAUCUUUCUGAAGGAUCCAGAAUUAAUUAAAGACGUUCUUAUCAAAGAUUUCUCGAAAUUUUCGGAUCGCGGAUUCAAGGUCUAUGAAAAGACCGAGCCAUUAUCACAACAUCUUUUCAACCUGGAAACAAAAAGAUGGAGACCGUUGCGUUCGAAACUUUCUCCAAUGUUUACAUCCGGAAAAUUGAGAGACAUGUUCGGUCUUAUCCUCGAAUGUUCAGAGCACUUUAAACAGUAUUUAGAUAAAGUAGUUGCGAAAGGAGAGCCUAUAGAUAUCCCAGAUCUAACUGGAAAAUUCACAACCGAUGUGAUUGGUUCUUGCGCUUUUGGGAUUGAUACGAAUUCAUUGGCAGAUGAGGAGAGUGAAUUUCGUAAAGUAGGCAAACAAAUCUUCACUCCAACUUUCGGAAAUGUACUUAGAUUGAAGACUAGCAUAUAUCUGCCAAAAUUGUACGAACUAUUGGGUUACAUUGUACCAGAUAAAAAGUUUGCUCCUUUCUUCACGAAAGUGGUUAUUGACACUAUGAUGUAUAGAAAAGAACAUAAUAUACAUAGACCUGAUUUUAUCAAUAUGCUUAUGGAGCUGAAGGAUCAUCCUCAAAAAGUCGAUGAUAUCAAAUUAACAGAUUACCUUAUAACUGCUCAGGCUUUCGUAUUUUUUGCGGCUGGUUUUGAAACUUCUUCGACCACAAUGAGCAACGCUCUCUAUGAAUUAGCUCAGAACCAUGAUAUUCAGGACAGACUACGUAAGGAAAUUGAAGAGCAUUUUAAAAAUAGUGAUGGAAAUUUGAAAUAUGAACAUAUAAAGGAAAUGGAGUAUUUGGAUAAAGUAUUCAAAGAGACAUUAAGAAAGUAUCCACCAGGUGCACUUCUACCAAGAACAGCAACUUCAGAUUACACUUUUGAUGGUACUAAGGCUUCAAUAUCGAAGGGUAUGUUAGUAUGGAUACCAAUAUUUGCUAUACAUCGAGAUCCUGAGAUCUAUCCAAAUCCUGAGGUCUUUGAUCCUGAAAGGUUUAACGAGGAUGCUGUUGAUGCUCGACAUCCUAUGAGUUAUUUGCCUUUUGGUGAUGGACCAAGAAAUUGUAUUGGUGCCCGGUUUGCAGUUUAUCAAACCAAACUUGGAUUAAUCACAAUUAUCCGCAAUUAUAAAGUUGAUAUCUGCGAGAAAACUAUAAUUCCAUAUCACUUUGCCCCGGGUGCAUUUAUACUUACACCGAAAGAAGGAAUAUAUCUGAAAAUAACAAAAUUAACAAGUUAGUGUUAAUUUGACUUUUCUCAAAAAUGUAAUGCUUAACAGUAUUCAGUUGAAUAACAUAUAUAUUUAAAUUGUUUAUUCGUCUGCUCCGUAACAUAUGUAACGUAACCAGUGCCGGAGCGAGGCAGGUUCAGCGAGUUCACCGGAACCAGGCCUCGCGUUUUGAAAGGCCCCGCGGUCUACAAAAACUCGCGGUUGAAACUAAUAAAAAAUUAUCUUCAGUUAUCAAUAUGCCACGACCGAUUUACAUCUCUGGCUAUUCUUUCAAUAGAAAGCGAAGUAGCAAACUCAAUCAAAUUUGAUGACGCAAUCAAAUAUUUUGCGGCGAAAAAAAACGAGAAAAAUUAUAUAAUAUUCAUUUCACAAAAAAUAUAUGUAACAUCCUUUCCACUUUUAAUAAAUAAUUCCAUAUUGUGAAAUUUAAGUAUAGGAUUUGAAUGUGUAUUCUGGCUCCACAAAGUUUUUGUACCAGGCCCCGCAAAAGGUCACGCCGGCUCUGAAGAUAUCUUUCAAAAUGUUUGUGCACUAUUUGUUAUCACUAGUGUAACAUCCCACAAGAUGAGGAAUAGCAACAACAAAAAUUUAAAAAAUUAUUAUUUAUGGAAACACUUUUUCUUCUUUUGUUUUGUUAUAUAUAAUUAAUUUUGUAA